AGGAUGAAUGCUAAUUUCCAAGAUGGCGGCGGAGGGAGGAGGGAAGGAGAUGAACGAAAUUAAAACUCAGUUCACCACCCGAGAAGGCGUCUAUAAACUCCUCACUCACUCUGAAUACAGCCGCCCAAACAGGGUGCCUUUUAAUUCGCAGGGCUCUAACCCAGUCAAAGUCUCCUUCGUGAACGUCAACGACCAGUCUGGCAACGGCGACAGAAUCUGUUUCAAUGUGGGCCGGGAGCUAUACUUUUAUAUCUACAAAGGCGUCAGAAAGGCUGCCGACCUGAGCAAACCCAUAGACAAGAGGAUAUACAAGGGAACACAGCCCACGUGCCAUGACUUCAACCACCUGACGGCCACGGCCGAGAGCGUGUCCCUGCUGGUGGGCUUCUCGGCCGGACAGGUGCAGCUCAUCGACCCCAUCAAGAAGGAGACCAGCAAGCUCUUCAACGAAGAAAGACUAAUAGACAAGUCGAGGGUCACCUGUGUGAAAUGGGUGCCGGGCUCGGAGAGCCUCUUCCUGGUGGCGCAUUCCAGCGGUAGCAUGUACUUGUAUAACGUGGAGCACACGUGCGGCACCACAGCACCACACUACCAGCUCCUCAAACAGGGUGAGAAUUACGCCGUGCACACGUGCAAAAGCAAGUCCACACGCAACCCUCUCCUCAAAUGGACGGUGGGCGAAGGUGCGCUGAACGAGUUCGCCUUCUCGCCCGACGGGAAGUUCCUGGCUUGCGUGAGCCAGGACGGGUUCUUGCGGGUCUUCAACUUUGACUCGGUGGAGUUGCACGGGACCAUGAAGAGCUACUUCGGCGGGCUGCUCUGCGUUUGCUGGAGCCCCGACGGCAAGUACAUAGUGGCGGGCGGCGAGGACGACCUGGUGACCGUCUGGUCGUUCCUGGACUGCCGCGUCAUCGCGCGGGGUCACGGACACAAGUCGUGGGUCAGCGUGGUGGCCUUCGACCACUACACGACCAGCGUGGAGGAGAGCGACCCCAUGGAAUUCAGCGGCAGCGACGACGACUUCCAGGACCAAAUGCACUUUGACCGCGACCGGGCCAACAGCACGCAGUCCCGGCUGUCCAAACGGAACUCCACGGAAAGCCGCCCGGUGAGCGUCACGUACCGGUUCGGCUCGGUGGGCCAGGACACGCAGCUCUGCCUGUGGGACCUGACGGAGGACAUCCUGUUCCCCCACCUCCCGUUGUCCCGGACGAGAACGCACACCAACGUCAUGAACGCCACCAACCCCCCCGCGGGAGCGGGAGGGAGCGGCGCGGGCAGCGGGAGCAUCGUCAUCAGCAACAACCCCGGCACCAACGGCAACAACAGCGGCGGAAGCACGCCCGGGAACUCCCUCCCCACGCCGCUGCCCCGCUCCAACAGCCUGCCGCACUCGGCGGGGACCGCCGCCACCGGCAACAGCAAGAGCGCCGCAGCGGACGGCUCUAUCGCCGCGGGAGUCAGCAAGUUCGCCACGCUCUCCCUGCACGACCGCAAGGAGCGGCACCACGAGAAGGACCACAAGCGCAACCACAGCAUGGGCCACAUCAGCAGCAAGAGCAGCGACAAGCUCAACCUGCUGGCCAAAACCAAAACGGACCCCGCUAAGACCCUGGGGACGCUGCUGUGCCCCCGUAUGGAAGACAUACCCUUACUAGAGCCCCUCAUCUGUAAAAAGAUAGCACAUGAAAGACUCACUGUCUUGAUAUUUUUGGAGGACUGUAUAGUCACAGCCUGCCAGGAGGGAUUUAUUUGCACAUGGGCGAGGCCUGGCAAAGUGGAAAAGCAUUACUUCCAAAGUAAGCACAUGCAGAGUUGGCUUCAGAACCAAGGAGGAAGAACAGCUGUAGCCUGAGGCUUUAGCAGGCCCCGUAUUUAUAUGUGCGGUGACCUCUCUUCCUACAAGACCACAUACAGCGGAGCAGCUGCACUAUUGAAGAGAAAAAAACUGUUGGCAUUAAUAAAGCUUUAUAAGGGUAAGGUCUAUUAUCAAACCGCAGGCAACACACUCCACUCCACUAAACUUCACACUGAAACUCACUACCACACGGCGCCCCCUAAUGUCGGGAGGAGUCCCACAGCAGAGGCCUUACAAAGGGGAGGGGGGAAAGGGACGAUGGAGGUAAAUUAUCUUGUUCCUUAUCAAGUUGUCCAAAUGCAACUCUCCUUGUUUUCCUUUCCAGGGUUUAUUGUCAUCCCAAAACCAAGCCAACUCUCCUAGCGGAACUGUAGUAUAGCCACCGUAUUUCUGCUGCUAAGAAACCCUCGUCACAGAGACGUAAUGUCGUCAGAGCCUGAAACUGGCCUUCACUCGCACAGCAUUGCAAGUUUUUUUUUUUUUUUUCUUGCGUUGUUUGGUCUUUUUAUAGUUUUAACAAACACGGCCCCCAGUGUAUGGCAGAGGUCCGUAAUCGCAAACGGAAAGGGGCGGGCUGCAAUUUUGGACGGCGGCUAACAGUAUCCCAGCAAUGUUUCCUUAUUUUUGUCUCCUUCCCACCAACCACAUCGGCCCUUCAACUUGUGUCUCUUCUAUUUGCUCUCACUGAAGAUGGCCCCUGACCGCAAAUCGGUCUUGUUCUUCUGGAGCCUGUCUUUCACUAUUGUGGAAUGGUGAGGUACAACCUCAUCAUGCCUGCUUAGUAGACUGAGAUGCAGGAAAGGAACUGUUUGCCUCCUUCCAAAAUUAUUUAGAAAUUUAAACCCCUUUUUUUUUUUCAUUUACAUUAUAAUCUCACCAUUGAAUACUUUGCACUGAUAAUUUUGUUUUGUUUCAUUUUAUUUUUACUUUAUAACUACUAUUAUAAAGGAACAAAAAACAUUUGAGGAAGGCCUGGAUGCACUUGGGUUAUGACAAGUCAUUAUCUUCUGGCUUGGACUUUUUGAAUCUGAAAGCUGGAUGCUGCAAUCAUAGUUUUUUAAAAGAAAAAUUGUUUGCACUUAAUAGUUUGUUAGAAGAGAAUGGCUUUACAAUUUUUGGGUGUGCGAGGACUCCCAGACAGCUACAAGGUGGAGAAAAUAUUAAGUGAUUAAAACCUUUGUAUCUAUUGAGCAUUUAUUUUAAUAUUGUUUCAGAUUAAAAACCUGCUCUGUAUUAUAUGUAUAAAAUUGUAAUUAAGUGAUUGAUGGGGCAAAAACAAAUGAUCAUUACAUUAGUGGAAAUUCAUCUUCAUUAAUGGAAAAUAGUGAUAUUUCUAAUGCAGAAAAGUAUACAUAUUAAUAAUAUUAAAACAAUCUUGGAUAUGCAGAUUUUUGUUUUUCUCUUCUGUUGUACAAAAGAUCAUUCAGAUGUAUUUUUCUUAAUUAAAUGUUUGGUAUAGGAGGUCUUUGUAUCAAAUGCUCUUAUCUCCAAGAUGAAGCUGAAAUGCUUACUUAUUGUUACGGAUUCACAAAUGUACAGUAGUGGGGCAUAGGAACAGUUGAACUCCGCAAUUAUUUGAAGCUCAGGAAGUCUAUGGUAGACUAAAAAUAUAAGUAAUAUUUUGCUUAACAUCAUCAAUGCUAUUCUAUGUAACAUUAAGUAGCAUCCACUAGGAACUACUAAGUUCAAGGUUCAGCAGUAGGACCUUUUUCGUGUGACACUAUUAAAAACAGUUUUAAUGUACCUCA
Molecule: messenger RNA, 3606 nt
Organism: Conger conger (European conger)
Lineage: Eukaryota; Metazoa; Chordata; Actinopteri; Anguilliformes; Congridae
Gene: wdr20a
Product: WD repeat domain 20a
Exons: 4
Coding region: 8-1855 (615 amino acids)
Molecular function (GO): protein binding
Source: RefSeq, a predicted model, not a curated record